ACUCGAAAGCCUAUAUAUCCAUUCGAACACUGUGAUCACUGGCAAGCAGCUCGAUCACUCGAUCGCCAAGGACUCUCAAAGUCUCAAACCUCAUCCCAUCCCAUUGCCUGCGGCGGCCUCAUCAAGGAGGAGAUAGAGAAACAAAUAUGGCGGCGGCAGCGAAGUCGUCGGCCGGGACGGCGGUGAAGAAGUGCCGGAAGCCGUACGUGAUGACCAGGCCGCGGGAGAGGUGGACCGCCGACGAGCACGACCGGUUCCUCCACGCCCUGCUGCUGUUCGGCCGGGACUGGAAGCGGGUCCAGGCGUUCGUCGCCACCAAGACGGGCACGCAGAUACGCAGCCACGCCCAGAAGCACUUCCUCAGAGCCGAGAAGAAGCUGGGCCUCGCGGCGGCGGCGGCGGCGGCGGCGCCGCACCCUCGCACCUCUGCCGGUGCCGGUGCAGGCCCCGGCCAUCGGCAGCAGCGGCCGCUCAGUACCGGCUGGUGCGCUGAUGAUGAUGGUGCCUCGGCGCCGGACGUCGAGACGGUUCGGCUCCCGUUGUCUCCGGACGACCUGCGCUUCGCUCAGGUGUACAGGUUCGUCGGCGACGUCUUCGGCUCUGGCGCGCCGCGGCCGGUAGAGGCGCAGCUGCACAGGCUGCUGGGCGCGGACCCUGUCAUCGUGGACACCAUCCUACGGGUGCUGGCCAACCUCCAAGACAACUUGUCGCUAUAGCUUGUUGGAUUAGCGUCCUUGUGUUCGAUCACAUUUCGUAGCUAGUUAAUGUAUAAGGUACAAUGCAUAGCCCAUUGCAUUUAUUCUUGAGUAUUACACUCCUCUCCGCAUUUGUUCUUGAGCGUUGGAAUAGAUCUUCGUCUUCUGGU
This is a messenger RNA of Sorghum bicolor (sorghum), 865 nucleotides long. Its product is annotated as protein REVEILLE 8. The record is from RefSeq and is a predicted model, not a curated record. NCBI's taxonomy places the organism in Eukaryota, Viridiplantae, Streptophyta, Magnoliopsida, Poales, Poaceae. The coding region runs from base 147 to 716 and encodes 189 amino acids. Gene Ontology annotation, molecular function: DNA binding. The transcript has a single exon.